Coccomyxa subellipsoidea C-169 is the source of this 2427-nucleotide messenger RNA. RefSeq names its product Clc chloride channel. Gene Ontology annotation, biological process: chloride transport; transmembrane transport. Gene Ontology annotation, molecular function: voltage-gated chloride channel activity. Bases 1 to 2427 code for a protein of 808 amino acids. Gene Ontology annotation, cellular component: membrane. NCBI's taxonomy places the organism in Eukaryota, Viridiplantae, Chlorophyta, Trebouxiophyceae, Coccomyxaceae. The transcript has 15 exons. The record is from RefSeq and is a predicted model, not a curated record.
AUGAACGGCAGGAGCGCGCUGGCGCACGAUGACUCGGCCCACGGGCCGGCUUCAGAGCCUCUGCUGCACAGCCAGCAUUCCAAAGAUGAGGACGAAGAGCCGAAGCGGCUGUCGCUGCGCUCGCUCAGAUCGGUCCACGAUUAUUUUGCUAAGAAGAAGACAACGCCUGAUUAUAUGUUAUUCCUCGCCCUUGUGUUCGGCGUGUCCUCUGGCAUCGUCGCCUUCGUCUACGACACUUACUUCGAGGCGAUCCUCAAGCUUGUCUGGGAGGUGAUGCCACACCAGGUGGUGACACCUCUGGUCAACCAUCUGAACACCAACGUGUCCUGGUUCCCAUCACUUGACAAGGUGGCAUGGGUGUACACCCUGGCGAUAGCGACGCUUAUGGGAACUUUAGUCGGGGUGACUCAGCGCUUUCUGGGAUCUCCCGGGGACCUCCCAGAGGUGGUCCACCAGAUUCACACCAGCGGCAGGAUCGCCAUCUCACAGGCGCCCUCCAUGUUUGUCUGCUCAGCCUUCAGCAUCGCUGCAGGCGGCAGUCUGGGCCCGGAGGCUGCGCUGCUGGCUUUGUGCGGAUCGACGACGAGCUAUCUGGCGCGAAAGGUGUUUGGCGCCCGGGGACAGCACCUGCGAAACUGUGCCCUCAUGGGAAUGACCGCCGGCCUCGCUGCAUUCUUUGGCGUGGCACUCGGAGGCUCGCUGUUCUCACUGGAGGUUCUGCACCGCACCGGCCUGCAGUUCUACGAGGUGGCAACUUAUGCAGUGGCGACUGGAGUCAUCUGUCUGGCUGUGUUCCGGGGCUUGAAGCGGGAGUCGUUCGGCGCAGUUUGGGAGUUCGAACUGCCGUUCCUGGAGGUUGACUCGCGCCACAUCAUCCUGGGCGCACUGAUGGGCGUGGUGGCUGCUGGGCUGGCGCUCUGUUUCAUGCAUCUGCACUGGGGGCUCAAGAAACUCUGGCUGCGGAUGGGCCUGCAUGAGCACCAUGCGCCGAUAAAGUGCGGUGUCAUCGGCGGGUUACUUAUCGGCAUAAUCGGCGUGCUGCUGCCGCCGACCAUGUUCUGGGGCGAGUUCGAGAUUAAUUCCCUGGCCAACCCUUCGCGCCCCCUGGCCCACAUCUGGCCCCAGGGGGGGAUAUGGGGCACCGGGCUGUUUAUGGGCGGCCACUACGGGCCUGGAACAUAUGUGCUGAUCGGCUUUGUCAAGCUUCUUGCCAUCAGCAUUACUGUCCUGUCAGGUUUCCGCGGCGGCUUCAUUUUCCCGACCUUCUUCGCGGGGACGGCUUUCGGCCACGCAAUUUUCCGGGGCAUCACUUCGAUUCCCCAUAUCACCCCUUUCAUCGGCGGCGCGCCCCCCAUCCUGUUCUGCAUGACCGUAGCUGUCGGACUGGAGACGUCGAUUACUCGGACGCCGCUGGCAAGCACGCACAUUCUUUCGAUUCUGGCGGGGAGCUCACAAAUUACGGUGCCCUGUCUUGCGUCAGCAUUAGUCGCUCUUUACAUAACGCUCGGAUUCCCCUUCAUCAUGAGCCAGAGAGACCGCCAUGACAUGGCCCUCAAGGAGCUGGAGGAAUCCGAGGACGACCAGGGCAACAUAAUCUUGAUAGAGCGCCUGAGCGGCGGCGGCAUUGUGCACAUAAACGGCGCCGAACGCGCCGCGCGCGUGAACGAAAUCCGCGCGAAUCCCUCGGGUUCGAUGGACGUCCGCCUUCACAUCGACAGCCAGGCGGCCUACGCCGAAGACGAGGAGGCGACCUUCACAGAUGACAAGACACUGACCCUGUCUGGUCUGACCGAAAGCGCACAGAGCUUUGUCGUGGGCGGCAAGACUGCAAUUUACCCGAUUGCAGCAUUCACCGGUUCGCAGUUUGUGAAUGCGGCUGGCGAGUGGCUCGGCAACCCCCAGGCAGUCUUCUAUGGAGUCAACGCCCAGGGCAACCUGACCAAAGUUGUCCUGGCGCUGUCAUCCCCCAAGGUCUCUGCCCCCGCUGCCGGUGUCACCAAAAAUAACAACAACAACAACAACAAUGGCGGCACGAUCACAAACAACAACAACAACAACAACGGCCAGACGCUGUCUUUCACCGUGGCGGCUGUGCCGGCCGACGCGGCCAAGGUCAAGAUGACCGGCGGCGCUGUCUCGGCAAAGAUUGCUGAAGCCGUGACUGGGGCCGGCGAUCUGGCGACGACCAUUACUCCCGCUGCGCAGUUCACGAACGUUGUUCUGUUCAUCGACAGCAACCAGUCAGCCGUGCAGAAGACUGCUGAGACCAAGUGGAGCUGGGGCAACAACAACGGCGGUUACGGAGCCGGGAAUAACAACAACAACAACAAUUACAACAACAACAAUUACAACAACAACAACAACAACGGCGGCUGGGGAGCAAACAACAACAACAACAAUAACAACAACAACAACGGCCGCCACUAA